Molecule: messenger RNA, 767 nt
Organism: Phytophthora nicotianae INRA-310
Lineage: Eukaryota; Oomycota; Peronosporomycetes; Peronosporales; Peronosporaceae
Exons: 1
Coding region: 40-432 (130 amino acids)
Source: RefSeq, a predicted model, not a curated record
CCCUCUUGAUAAGCACCUCAAGGAUAGCAAACCGAAAAGAUGGAGUAUGAGACCUGCACCACCAGUACCUCUAGUAUAAUACUUAUCCAAUACGAACAUAAGACAAUUCACCGCAUCUCCAAAAUGCCUUCACGGUGCGUGUCUGCUGCGCCCUGUUCGUGUCUACACCGCUCGAAUAUGAGGCUCUACUGGUGGCCGAUAGCCGAUCUCAAUGGUCUACAUUCCCCAAUUUUCUACCAAGUGAACGCAAAGGUUUUUUUUUAUCUGCAAGAUGGUCCAAGUCAUCAAGCGCCAGGGCUACAAGCUGCUCAACCUCUGGACCACGGACAAAGGCACCUUCCCAGUCGUCUUCUGUGCCUCCUUCGCCGCCGUAGCCGCCACGGGUAUGUCGCUGCGCUACCUCUUCCUGAACCCCGACGUGUACGUGAAUAAGGACGAGCGUUUCACUUCUCUCCACCACACUUUGGAGCCACGCGAGGACCGUGGGUCUGCAUGGCGGCAGUUCCGUUUCCGUAUGGCAAAUCUGAAGCGCAACCCGAUCAACCAGUCUCGCCAGUUCGACGACCUAUUCGCCAAGGAGGAGAACAAGAGCGUCAAGAGAUAAGCGGUUCAAUGACUCGUCAUUCAGCUCAGCAAGUGCCGCGCUUGCCGUGUGGAGUUUUUAUUUUAACGUUGCUCUACAUCAUUAGUCAGCCACGGAGCUAGUCGGUUGAUCAGAAUAAAGUCACAACGAAAAAUAUAUAUUGCGCAGUGUUGCGAAGGUAUAC